CCCGGAUGUGAAUGGAUUACAAUGUCUCUUUCAGGGAAACGUAUUACUAUCAAUUUCUCCGUGGGGGAGUCCAUAGUGAUGGUCAGAAAGAGGAGAGAUUUCUAAAGUUGGAGCAAGUUUAAGACUUUUUUUUUUUUCUCUCGUGGUUGAAAAAAAAAAAGAGAGCGAGAGGGGCAGGGUGUGGGGAGCGUGCAGCAACCGAUAUAUAUGUAUAUAUAUAUUUGUUUUUGUUUUUAAAAUAGCUUAUUAGCCGGGCAUGUGUUUGUAACGAAAGACACGAAGGAAAGUGACCGGAUUUUCCUUUUUUUCCCCCCCCUAAACCAAAUUUGCUGUGCUUUUUUUAUUUUUUAUUUUUUGGCUGGUUUUUUAAAAUUUUGUUUUGUUGAGGUGGGACGAACUUUUCUUGGCAAUUGACUCAUUGUGGAUAAUCCAAAACAAAGCAGAAUCCCUCCUCCGGGGUUUAAUUCCUUUUUUUAAAAAUAUAUAUAUAUAUAGUGGAGUAUUUUCUGCAACGAAGACGGAGUCCGUGUUAAAAGGACUUCGUAUUUUUGAGAGUCAAAUACACGUGAGAUCAUAAAAGCACCUUUAACAAGAAGACUUUUUUUUUCUCUUUGCUGCCCCUAAAAUACAUUUCCUUGGAAUAUUGUGAACACAUUGUUCCAUUUAAGGUUUGUGUGAUUUUGCUAAAAUGCAUCACCAACAGCGAAUGGCUGCCUUAGGGACGGACAAAGAACUCAGUGAUUUACUGGAUUUCAGUGCGAUGUUUUCACCUCCUGUCAGCAGUGGAAAGAAUGGACCAACUUCUUUGGCGAGUGGACACUUUAGUGGCUCAAAUGUAGAAGACAGAACUAGCUCAGGGUCCUGGGGGAAUGGAGGACAUCCUAGCCCAUCCAGGAACUACGGAGAUGGGCCUUCUUAUGAACAUAUGACAAACAGGGACCUUGGAUCACAUGACAAUCUAUCUCCUCCUUUUGUGAAUUCCAGAAUACAAAGUAAAACAGAUAGAAGCUCUUAUUCAUCAUAUGGACGAGACUCAAAUCUUCAAGGUUGCCAUCAGCAAAGUCUCCUUGGAGGUGACAUGGAAAUGGGCAACCCAGGAACUCUUUCUCCUACCAAACCUGGUUCUCAGUACUAUCAGUAUUCUAGCAAUAAUCCACGGAGGAGGCCUCUGCACAGCACUUCUGUUGAAGUACAAACAAAGAAAGUUCGAAAAGUUCCUCCAGGUUUACCAUCUUCAGUUUAUGCCCCUUCUGCAAGCACUGCCGAUUACAAUCGGGAUUCGCCCGGCUAUCCAUCCUCAAAACCACCAGCCAGCACUUUUCCUAGUUCUUUCUUCAUGCAAGACGGCCACCAUAGCAGUGAUCCGUGGAACUCAUCCAGUGGAAUGAAUCCUCCUGGAUAUGGAGGCAUGUUGAGCAAUUCAUCUCAUCUUCCACAGUCCAGUAGCUAUUGCAGUCUUCAUCCUCACGACCGCUUGAGCUACCCAUCACACUCCUCCGCAGACAUCAAUUCCAGUCUUCCUCCAAUGUCCACUUUCCAUCGCAGUGCCACAACCCAUUACAGUGCUUCUUCCUGUACACCUCCGGCAAAUGGAACAGAAAGUAUAAUGGCAAACAGAGGAAGCGGAGCAGCCGGAAGUUCACAGACAGGCGAUGCUCUGGGGAAAGCACUUGCAUCUAUUUACUCUCCAGAUCAUACCAACAACAGCUUUUCAUCAAAUCCUUCAACUCCUGUUGGUUCACCCCCUUCUCUCUCAGCAGGAACAGCUGUUUGGUCUAGAAAUGGAGGGCAAGCAUCAUCAUCUCCCAAUUAUGAAGGUCCCUUACAUUCUUUGCAAAGCCGAAUUGAAGACCGCUUGGAAAGACUGGAUGAUGCUAUUCAUGUUCUCCGGAACCAUGCAGUGGGACCUUCAACUGCCAUGCCUGGUAGUCAUAGUGACCUCCAUAGCUUAAUAGGCCCUUCUCAUAAUGGAGCUAUGGGAGGCCUUGGAUCAGGAUACGGGACAGGCCUUCUUUCAGCCAAUAGACAUUCACUAAUGGUUGGGGCUCAUCGUGAAGAUGCAGUUGGCCUCCGUGGCAGCCAUUCACUUGUGCCAAACCAAGUUCCUGUUCCACAGCUGCCAGUGCAGUCUGCAACAUCUCCUGACUUAAACCAGCCUCCGGAUCCUUACCGAGGCAUGCCAACUGGACUUCAAGGGCAAAGCAUAUCUUCAGGGAGCUCUGAAAUCAAAUCUGAUGACGAAGGAGAUGAGAACCUCCAGGACUCGAAAUCUUCCGAUGACAAGAAGUUAGACGAUGACAAGAAGGAUAUCAAAUCAAUUACUAGGUCAAGAUCUAGCAAUAAUGACGACGAAGAUCUUACUCCGGAACAAAAAGCAGAGCGCGAGAAGGAAAGAAGAAUGGCGAACAAUGCCCGUGAGCGCCUGCGUGUCCGUGACAUCAACGAGGCUUUCAAAGAGUUGGGCCGGAUGGUGCAGCUCCAUCUAAAAAGCGACAAGCCCCAGACCAAACUUUUAAUCUUACAUCAAGCUGUAGCAGUUAUCCUCAGUUUAGAGCAGCAAGUCAGAGAAAGAAAUCUGAAUCCUAAAGCGGCGUGUUUGAAAAGAAGGGAAGAAGAGAAAGUAUCUUCGGACCCUCCUCCGCUUUCUUUGGCAGGACCCCACCCUGGGAUGGGAGACACAUCUAAUCAUAUGGGGCAGAUGUAAAAAAAGGAAAAAGGUCCAAGUUGCCACAUUUUCUUCACGUAACCCAGAGACCACUUCCUUAAACAGCUGUAUUAUCUUAAAAACAUAUAAACACUUAACCCUUCUCCCCACCCCCUUCCAUUUUUUUGUAAUAUAAUAAGACAAGUCUGAGUAGUUACGAAUCACAGACGCAAGAGAUUUCAGCAUUCCUGAUUUUGAAAAUAAAGGAAAAAAAAAAAGUGCAACUUGAGGGACAACCUCUUUUCAACAUAUCAUUCGGAAUGUUUCAAGCAGUAUGUUGACAGCUGUCAGUGCACAGCCAGGAGACUGAAUGGCAAUCUUCUCCACACUGUGGGACAAUGCAUUUGUGCCUAAACUUCUUUUGGAAAAAAAAAAUAUAAUUAAUUUGUAAGUCUGAAAAAAAAAAAUAUUUAAUUUAAAAAUUGUAAACUUGCAAUAAUGAAAAGUGUACUUCUGAAGAAAAAAAAAAUGAACGUUUUCAUUGGUGUACUAGUCAGCUAGUGUUUAUACUUACUGGAUAUUAAAAAGGGAAGCUCCGCUACCCUAAUAUUUACAAAACCAGCAAACGUCCUAAUGAAAACUGAAGUAAUGACAUUAGCCAUUCCUUAGGGUAGGAGGAACAGAUGGAUCUUAUAGACCUAUGACAAAUACAAAACACAUGGACACAAACACACAUAUAUAAAUAUUAUAUAAAUAUAUAUAUAAAUAUAUAUAUAUAUAUAUAAAAAAAAAUUAGUGACUAUGGUAAGCUUUGUUCAUUUGUUUCCGACUUUUUGCUCCUGUAAAAAAAAAAAACAAAGAAAAAACAAAGUACUGAUUAACUUUUUUUAAGAAAAAGAUUUUACUGUAAAUAAGUUUUGUUUCUGUUGACGUCUUCUUUCUCUUCCCCCACGGCCCCUUCAGUUCCUUAUUGUAACCUGUAGUGCCAGCUCUGUUGCUGGAGGGGCCGUCCAGGAUGAACUCUGACCCCGAGGUUGCUUAUCAUGCCUACAGAAAAGUAGCGAGCGAUCUCUUGAGUCCUUUGGGGAGAAUACGGGACUAGAUGAGGUAUGCCUCAUGUCGCUAAGCGUAAGCAGCGUUGCUGAGACCUCCAGCCCCCCCAAGGCAGAUAAGAGUCUACCCAGAAUGCUGGGAUGUGGGUUAGGAAUUCUGGGGGCCUCUAGUCCCUACCCUACAGUCAACACGAGUUUGGGGGGGGGGAAAUGGUCCAGGCAAUCGAAUUUUGGGGUGGAGGGGUAGAGAAUUCUAAAUCACAACUCUUGCUCUCAUUAGACCCUAUUUCUAAGAUUUUCAGAGGUACAAGGUUAGAAUGCUACAAUGUUACCACUGUGCCUUCCAAUGUUUAUAUCAUCAAAAAUAAUAAUAAUAAUGUAACAUAAUCAAAGGUGGCUGUGAUUUAACAAACCAGUAGAAAUGUUAAAUUAAUGUGUGUAGCUUCAAUACAAUAUGCAUCGAGGCGUUUCAGAAUACAUGGUCAAAAGGUGGGGUGGGGUGGGGGCAGUUGCUAGUUGUACGAGAGUUUGAUUUGAAAAAAGAAAACAUUUUAAAGGGUAUUCCUGAAAGAUAGACCAUAUACUGCCUCCUCCGUUCAUUUAAAAAAAAUGCCAAUAUCCAACUGUCACACAGCGUUAGAACAAGCCUUACCCGUUCUAAAGCAUUAAGUUGCACUUUCUUAAGGAGGAGGGAGUAAAGCAGUAUUUUUCUGGCCAGUAUGAACCAAGUUUUUACUUAACGCAUAUACAUUAUAGCAAGUAUUAGAUCAAGCUUAUGACACAGCAACUCAUCCAAUAAUUGGAUUUCAGGGCAUCUAAAGCAAGCACCCAGAGUGAAUCUUCCAAAGAUUUGCUUUGGGAAACAGAACAAGUAACUGACAUUGCUCCCAAUUCAGUCUUUGUCAGCAUCUUUUUGUGUCCGGUUCAAGCUUCUGAUUUUUUUUUUGAUAGCCACACAAACUUGGCACGUUAUUUUUAAAUGGAAUCUCCCGGUUUGAAUCGAUUUUCCACCUAUCAGCACUGAGUAAACGCCAUAUACCCAUUGAAAACGGUCUAAACCUUCCAUCUGUUCUCCUGUUUUGCCAGUUACAUAGUAAUGAAAAAAAAAAUACAUUUGUAAAUUUUAUGCAACAAAAUGGCAAACGUAUCAUUAUUUUGAAAUUGUGUAUGUAAAAGUUAUAUUUUUACAUGUAGACUCUUGUUAUUAUGUGUUUUAAUACAUUGUAUCAAACUUUUGUUGUUUUUUUUAAAACUCUGUGGUUGAAACAAAAUCUCAUUUAAAUGAAAUAGUGAGAAAUAAGAAUCUUAAUUUUAUGUUACUGAAAAACAUAAAGAACAAAUAUGGUAGUUUGCCAUGUAAACCACCCUCUCCAUAUCCAUAAACAUUUUGAUUACCUGUGUGUGUUGAAAAUUGUAAAUAUGUUCAGUAGCAGUAAAACUUUUAAAAAUACUAUUAUUUGUUAAUAAGUUUCUCAAAUGUGGAGGUGGAUUAAGCUCAUAAUAGAGCAGAGACUAUGUAAGUUGAAAUCAGAACAAGAAAUGACUAUUUCAUUGCAAAUGCCAUACUUCUAAUAGAAUAUGUUUAGAUGAAAAUGUUUGUCUUAAAACCUAAUUCUUUUAGCACUGGUAUUCUAAACAUUGGAUUCUCUUUUAAUUGACCAGUUAUUAAUAUAGUUUAGGAUUAAAGUUUUUUUAUAAAAAACAAUUCUAAUACUUUUAAUGGGAAGUUGUUAUUUCAGAGGAUAACUUUACGCUAAAAACCUGGAUAAAUCAAAGAGGCGUUAAACUUCCAUCUUGAUGUCAUCAAUGUGAGCAUUUCUGCUUGUUUACAUUCAUAAUGCAAAGAUUUCAAAUCGUCUGCUCUGUAUAUAAAACUAAUUUGGGUAAGAGAGCUAUCAACGCAAAAUCAAAAUGCCGUCUUUUUAAUAAUUGCCCAGAUUGAUGACAUUGUACGAAUCUUGAAACAUUCACAGUCACAGAACAUUGAUAAAAAGAUGGUUUUCAUUACCGGCCAUUCAGUACAGCAGAGAUUAUUCUAAACAGGAAUGAAAAUGGUGAUGUACAUAGAACCAAUAGAGGUUUAGUUGUUUAUAAAACGGUAAUCUAAUCUCUGUGGUUUUGGACAUUGUUUCCUGUUCCAUAAUGGAAUUUAAACUUGAAAAUUAACCAGUUAUGCUGUUUUGUCUUGUUCACCCUCCCCCACUUCCUCUGCUUGCUUUAAUUUAGUGUGUGAUCCUAAGAAAUGAGACAUCAAAGAUUGCUUAACUUUCACUGCUGCUGUCCACAGUGGGAGUUGUCACUUGUUAAAAGAUCUGGUGAUGACUUGAGUUUUAACGACCAAGAGGUAGAGGUGUGCAAGUUGUUUCGAAUUUGAAGUGUUCCAUAUAUUCCACAAAUUCUUUGAGCUCAAAGCAAAGCACCGUGUGAGGUUUUGAGAUGCUUCCGUGAUUAUCAGAAAAUCCAGCAGAUUUGGAGUGCUUUGCACACUCGUACGAAGGAGAAACCGCACGUACAGUCAUGAACAAUACUUGGACACUACAAUUGUAGAGAUCUAUCCAACAUUUAAUGAAUGAUCCACCUCCACAUUCAAGUAAUUUAUGAAUACGCAGAUUAAGGAAAUCUGUUCAUCUAGAAUUUUUUAUUAUUUUUACAUUUGUCUUACGUGUAGCUGCAAAGAACACUAAUGUUUAUACAACUGUCAGUUCAACCAGUGAUGCAACUUGUAAUUAAUGCAGUCUUCCGAUUUUGUUUUAUUCGUUGAUUUCAUUGGAAGGGUGGGGACGGGUGGGGAUAGAGUGGGAAAAAUGCAGAGCAAUUUCCAAUUUUCGUUGUUCUGUUCAACAGGCACAGUGCAACCUGUGCCAGACCGUGUAAUAAUAGUACAUUGCCACAAACGAAGAAAAUUUAUCGGGUGAGAGAAAGCACAAAGCUUAAUCCACUGACUGAUACGAGAAGGAAAAGAAAAAAUAUGAUUUUCUAAAGAUGGAAUACAAUGAAUUCCAACACAGCGGGGGCACCAAGAUUUUCUUUCUUUCUUUCUUUCUUUCUUUCUUUCUUUCUUUCUUUCUUUUCUUUCUUUCUUUCAUUUUUCUAGCAUCUUCUCAUGGGACUUGAAAUUGAUUCACCUUUGUGCAGUGCUGGUUUGACCAUACUCAUUUCAAGUAUUAUAGACUUACGUAAUGGUGAAAAUAUAUGAACUGUGGCCUUUUUCAUUCUUGUUACUUGUGAUGCAACUAAGUGAAGAUACGGAAAAGCAGAGAUUUACCAUGUAUCAGUGCCUGCCUUUUUGUUACAAAGUUUUGUUUGUCUAGUGACCUUUUUGCUAUUAAAAUAGACUGUAGUACACCCAAGUAGGAUAAAAGAAAAGCCUAAAUUUAAAAUUUAAAAAAAAUAUAUAUAUUUGGCUUAUUUUUCACAGGAGCAAUCCUUUUAUACCACGAAUAUUGGGUGGGUGGAGGGGUGGGACAGGGGUUGUCAGAUUCUGAAUAUUUCUUCUUUGUAGAUGUUUGGAAUCAUUCUAAGUAAAAGUUUGUUACUUUAUUUUACUAUUUAAAAAGAUGUUAUUUUACAUAUGUGUUAACAAGAUGAAAUUGUACAAUAGCUUUUUUUUUUCCUUCUGGUUUUUUUUUUUCCUUGUUUCUUUAUCUUUUUUUUUUUUUUUUUUAAGUUGGAGGUCGCAGUGGGGAACUUUUUUUUUUGCGACUGUACCCAUAGCUGCAACAUUUAAAAAGGAAAAAAAAAUUAAAUAAAAAAGGGAAAAACGAUAAAAGGGACAAAAAGAAAAAAAAAAGAUAACAGUUACACUUUGUUUUUUCAACGUGUGGCUGAGUGCCUCGAUAUAUAUUUUUCCCCCCCCCAUGUUUUUUGGUGUAUUUCUGAUUUGUAGAGGUGUCUAAAACAGGUUGUGCGCCGGAGAUCCCUGAAGGCGAAACACACAGCUUGCUGUAGACCUUUAUGUUUCCCAUUUUGUAGUUAUUUGAUGCCGUCAUGUACAUGACUGUUCUGUAGCAAUAAAUGUGCCAUUUUUAUAAACUUG
Molecule: messenger RNA, 7732 nt
Organism: Pantherophis guttatus
Lineage: Eukaryota; Metazoa; Chordata; Lepidosauria; Squamata; Colubridae
Source: RefSeq, a predicted model, not a curated record